Coregonus clupeaformis (lake whitefish) is the source of this 3609-nucleotide messenger RNA. RefSeq lists its product as uncharacterized. NCBI's taxonomy places the organism in Eukaryota, Metazoa, Chordata, Actinopteri, Salmoniformes, Salmonidae. The transcript is spliced from 6 exons. Bases 83 to 1633 code for a protein of 516 amino acids. The record is from RefSeq and is a predicted model, not a curated record.
CCGGAGCCGAGGAGAAGGGCAGGAGACCGGAGGGUAACACUCAGCUCUGCACAAAUGAGUUGUGAAUGUUGCUGCAACAAAUAUGACUUGGCACUUGAUGGCAGCUGAAGCCCCACAAAACAUGAUCUUUCGUGUCAUCGAGGCAGACCGUGUUAGAAAAUUAAAACUCAGCUCCCGUCCAGCCUCUGUUGAUGCAGUGAUUGAGAUUUUAAAAGAACAACUGGAAUUGGACUGUGACUUCAGUUUGCAAUACAAAGAUCCAGACUUUGAUGGAAAACUCACUUGCCUUGUUGACAUCGAGGAGUUACCACAAAAAGCCUGUGUUCAUAUUUCAGUUAGACAGGAUUCCAGUUCUCUUGCAUCAACUGAUACCCUUUCAGAUGUGUCAUCCCCAGAAUGUCUGACCAGAUGGCCUCCAGGUCCUUUACAAAUUCCCACAUUUGCAUUUGACGUUGAGCUGACACUUAGAGAUGGGAAUGCUGAAUUUGAAAAGAAUGAGAGACCUCUUCAGUUGUCAAGGGACCAAAAGCACAAUAUUUUAGACAAACUGGCAUCUACCAUAUAUGGUUUUAAGGCUUACCCCAGUGAUAAAGAGAUAGCAAUGGUGGCUGAAGCUCUUGUGAGGAAACACCCCUGUUUAAUAGAGGCAGGAUCUGACAAUGGAUGGGAUGGCUGGAAGAACAGCAUCAAGUUUAAAAUGGGCAACUACAGGACCAAGAUGAGAAGGGCUGGAUGUCAGGAGGUCGCUGUAAAUGCUGGGAAAAGAAGCCGAAAAAACCCUGAGAAUGAACCUUCACACUCCAACAUCAAAAGGCCUAAGUGUGCAGAGGUCAACUUUCUGCCUAACUUUCCUCAAGGAGAGGAUCCCUCAAGCCUUGACCUUUUGAGGCAGGCUAUUGUCGAGGAAGUAAAGAAGACUGAGAGAAACCUACCCCUUAUUAGUAAGAUGAUGCAGAACACGUUUGCCUUGCGACGACAGACUAUUGUAAUGUCCUGCCCACCGGUGAAAGAGCUAAUGGACCUCUGGCCUGCUCUUCAUAUGCAGUCUGAGGUAUAUGUAGAGUUCCAACGGAUAACUAACCAGAACCUACCUAACACUUUCUAUGCCGAGCUUGAUCGUCACACUCCUCGUUUGAUGGCCUUAUUUAGACAGAAAGCUUCCAAAACUGAAAAGACUGCAGAUGCGUUGGCAAACAUUUUCAAAGUCCAUGAUACACAGGAAUUACAUGAUGUCCACACAAGGCGUACCACUGUUCUCCAUGCCCUUCCUGAUUAUCUACUAGAGGAAGUCUCUGGAUUUUUCAGAACAUGUGUGGAUGAUAUGGAUGAGCCAGACCUGUGGGAUGCAUCAGUGGUCCUCCUUACAACAGUCAGUGAUGAUGCCACAAGCCCAGUUCACUACCACCCAGUGAGAGUCUCUGUCGUCCUAGAGGGUGAUGUGGUUGUCAAUCUCCCCAGGCUUGCUGAUGCCUUCCUGGUAAUGUUCGGCCUGAUUUAUGCACUACAUCUCAGCUAUCCCAAGGGACUGACAAACACUUUUGAGUUCACACAGAAAAUCUUGCUUGGUCUUGAUGACUCUAAACUGUCACCCAAGCUGCAGACUCUUAAAAAUGAGCUGAUGUUGUAUGUGUAACUGAAGAUCCAAAAAGGAGUGGUGGAUUCUGAUGGCUCACUCUGUUAGAGCAUAAUCCAUAAUGAGAAUAUGUCAUGUCAGGUCCAUGUUGAAUACUGUUCAACUGUUUAUGUUAAAGUUGCUGCUCUACUCAACUGGUUUUCAGCCAAAUGGCACAAAGUACACACUGUCUUUGUACGUUUUAAUGUACAUUUUAUUGUUGUUAAAACUGAAAUUCAGGGUUGAAUUAAGUGUUUAUAUAUGGAGGAUAUUUUUAUUCAUAAUUCAAAUUGAAAGGCCAAAGGGAAAACGAAGCGAGAUCAAAUUAAAAAUAUUAUUAUUUUACUACACUACUAGGAAAAAUCAUGCCAUAAUUAAAUUUAAAAAGUCAAAUUUAAAAUGCAAAGCUUCAACUGUCAGCUGGAAGUCGUUUCAGACCCUCCCACCAGCCGUUGGGCCAUGCCUCCUCAUUUAAAUUGACACCUGUCACUUCUAAAUGAAAAGCUUAAAUCAAAAUGUAAAAGGUGAAUCUGAAAAUGUCAAUGUCAAAUGUAAAACGUAAAAUUCAAAAGAUAAAAUGUCAAAUUGAAAAUUAUAAAGGGGAAAGGCUAAAAUAAAACUAUUAUAUUUUAGAUUUUAAUUGAAGUAUUUCCAUUUUAAGCUUUUACAUCAUACAUUUAAUUAUGGCAUGAUUUUUCCUAGUAGCGUAGUAAAAUAAUACUAUUAAUUUGAUCUUGCUUUGUUUUCUCUUUGGACUUUCAAUUUGAAUCAUGAAUAAAUAUAUCCUCCAUAUUUAUACACUAUGUCAUUUUGUUUUUAAAAGGUGUACUAUAUAGCUUUGGGAAGUACAUUUUUAUCAGAAAGGAAAGCUCUUCAUUGAUACAUUUUCAUAAAUAAAUAAACUGUCCUCAAAGUUUCAGGCUACUUUACUUUAGUAACCUUUCUAGUUGGAAACAGUGUUAUAGGGACUUUAUUUUCUUCUGAGGAUGGGAUGUUUAUUCAGUUAUGGAAAUGUUUAAAUCAUUUUUAUUGUCUUAUUAAUAUUGUUAAUUUUGCUUUUCGAGUUUGAAUUAAUUUUCUAAAACUAUACAGUGCACCCUGAAGUUGCUAGAUUUGAACCAGAUAGCCAAAGGAAGGCUAAACACUGCCUUUGUACAUGUUAAUGUACCGUUUUGAAAUUUUAGCAGUUUUAGUUGUGAAGAAUUUACAAGCAAUUUGUUUAUACAUUGCUGCACUGCAAGUUUACAACCAGAUGGCCAAAAGUGUGCCUUUGUAAUUGUUUAUUUAAUUCUCUUUUUAAUUCUUAAUUAUUUGUAUUACUAUUAUUGUUAUAUUACUAUUAUUAUUAAAUAGAUCGUUUCAUUUUGUGCUAAAAGGCACAGGUGUGGGCAAAUUAUCUUUCUAAACAAAUGUUUGGUCACCACCCAAGACUUGCUGAUGCCCUCCUGGUAAUGUUGUAUUAUCAUUAUAUCACAAAUAGCUUAUAAACUGUUAUUUUCUUAAUGUAAUUUUAGCUUUUCUGAGUUUGAAUAUGUUCUACUAUUACAUAGUUCAUCUUAAAGUAUAAACAAAAUGCCCAGAAGUAGACUUGUUAAUUGUUAUUUUUUUAUUUUUGUUUUUUUAUUUCAUAUUUUUUUGCUAAAAGACUGGGCAAGAAAAGUUUCUACUAAACAUCGGAAUAGAUGAUGUUUUUUUGUUUGGCCUUUAAGUCAAGAGUACUUAUUAUUUUUAAGGCAAUCAGUUGCCACAAAUAUUUUAAGUUUGGUGGUAAAUGAUUUUGAGUUGUAACAAGUCUAUGUUUUUGAGUUAUGGGUAAUCAGAAGAUAGAUUGAAAAAACGAAUAAAUGUUAAGUUAACUCAGGAUAUUUAUGUUUCAUUUUCAUGCUUGAAAUUAUUAAGUUCUCUUGAGAUAUUGCAAUGAGAAAGAUGAAUAAAUAUUCUGAGUAGCAUAAACUGAAAAUGUUUGAGUUGGCUUAAUCAGUAAAUUUAAUAUGAAC